This is a messenger RNA of Adineta ricciae, 2274 nucleotides long. The record is from the annotation of a GenBank genome assembly. Lineage: Eukaryota; Metazoa; Rotifera; Eurotatoria; Adinetida; Adinetidae.
AUGAAUCUUCUCAUUGAACAACGUUCAACUAUACUAACGUCAUCAAAAUCCCAACAACAGUCUCAAAUAUCUAAUGAAAAUGAGAUGAACAAUAGUUCAUCGCCGUCAUCUCCGCUCGUAUUGAAAAUCAAGCGGCAUACUGCAAAACAUCAACAACCACACGAUUUUAAUUCUCCAUCGUCACACAUGUCGGAAGAAGAUAAUAAUUCUCAUUCGAUAACGACAAAUAUCCAACGUUUAAAACGUACUUCUCUAUCGAAUAAUACAACUCCAACACGUCGUCCAUCAUCGCCCGCAUUUAAUGGUAAACAACAACAAGCAACUAAGCGUUCUGUUACAAUUGAUAAUAAUAAUAAUGAUUUAACGCCAAAUAUCGAUGAUAUUUCUUCGACAAAACGAUUUAAACGAGAUGAUUUAAAUCAGUCGUCGUCCUCAGCCAAAGUCGAUGCUUGUGUUGAAACAGUCUCCGUUGGUUUGGCAACUGAACCUGAUCAUCUUGGUCCCUGUGUACUCGUUGUUAAUGUCACAUGGCGAGGAAAAACCUAUGUUGGUACAUUACUUGACUCGACGAAACAAGAUUGGGCUUGUCCAAGGUUGACAUGUGAAUCACCAACAAGUGACUACGAUCCUCGAAGUAGUAGUAAAACAAAUCGAUCGAAACGUAAUAGUGCCGGUGGAACCAGUCGUUGUGUCACUCAGCAAUCAGUAUCUGUUUCUCAACAAAUAACAUCCAAUAGUAUCACAAUCGGAGUCGAUGAUCGGAAGCUCCGUAAUAAUAUUAAAUCAAGGCAAUCAAAACGGCUAAACAACAUAGCAGCGACGAUAACGGAAGAAGUAACAAGUAAUUCUUCACCACUAACUUCGCCCUAUCGAGCAAAUAAUCAAACAUCUUUCCCAUCCGAAACAACAACAACAACAACAACAACAACAGCUAAUCUUGAACCUCAAUUAAUCUCUUGUACUGAACUUCAGUGUCAUAAACGUUUUACUUCCACUAUUGCACUUAAUUAUCAUUUAAGUGAUGCACAUAAAAAGCCGGAAACGACACUAAUUAUUCCGCAAGCAAAUACUCGUGAUGAAGAAGAUGUUGCACACAUACUCGCGAACGUUGCUGAUUAUGUUCGCCGUACGUCACCACCGUCAUCUAUGCGUAGUUCACCUGAACAUCAACGUCAAGCAAUUCCCUCACCAACUAUUGUUAAUUCUCCACCUUCGAAUAUUAAAACACUAGAAAAUUGUUCACCCUCAACAUUGACAUGGCCCUGUCCACAAAUAUCAUCGAAAUUUGUUUUACCAUCGCCAUUAAAUAACGCUGAACGAGUUCUUUCGCCCAACUCUACAAGGUGUAAAUUAAACAAUAAUGAUAGCAAUCUUCUUGAGAAUAAACAUCUUACUGAUCCGGAUGAAUUAAAACCUUCUAUUAAACCAGCUGAUCAUUUUCUCUUGCACAUUCAAGACGAACCUGUUAACAAUAAAAAUUCCGUGUCAUCACCACCACCAACGACGACACUCGACUUAAAUCUAAAGAAAAAUCGAGAUAAUCACAAGAAAGAUCAAAAGAUUCCCACACCACCACCACCACCAUCGUUACCACAGCCUUCCUCGCCUGCAUACUCAGAUAUAUCUGAUGAAGAACCAACGCCUAGUGAACAGACACUUCCACCAUCGACAAUUAAUCUACUAACAGCAACAAACGGCAAGCUCGAGGAAAAUGGCACUAGUUCACAUUCGUCAUCGUCAUCAUCAUUUCUAAACAGCUCAGAUCUAACGAAUCCAGUAUGGGCAACACAAAUGCUUUUCCAACAAUUCGGACCCUUGAUACAACAGCAAGCAUUAGCUACAGCUGCUGUAUCGAACAAUAAAGACAUAUCAACGACACCGAAUCGUUUGAACAGUAAUAAUUCUUGUCCAUCGUCUAACGGUACCAGUGAUUCAACUGUAAAAAAUAUUCUCGAUGCACGUCGUUCUUCAACAACAAAAAUCUCGUCGUCGUCUUCUUCCGCAUCUUCGCCCCCACUACCUCCAGCGAGUCUCUAUCAUUUUCCAUCAUCAAAUGAAAGUAAAUUUCCGACACCAAUCAUCAAUACUUUAACAUCACCGAAUGAAAAUUUACUUCAUCUGUCAGCGUCAUCGGCGGCAUCGACUCUGUCGACGACAACAACAAUGACUACAACAAUAAAACCAAUGGAUAUACUUGAUUAUUCAAUAAAUAAUACUCGUCCAACAAACGGUGGACAAUAUAAUCAUUCAUCUUCAUUACAUCCGUCUCGGUGA